GUGCACUCAUCACGUUUGGGAUUGGCCAGAAUUUGUUUUGGUUCAAAGGACAGUGCCGCUAAACGGGGGCGUCGAGCACAAGAACUUCUGAAGGAUGCAGAGCGAGUUUACGACCCAAAACAAGAGAGGCAAUGGGAAAAAAAAUACCAGUUCUUUAGCGAGAUCAAAAUGAAGGCUGCAUACAGAACCUUUGCUCGCGCGAGACAUGAUCCCUUCAACAAAGAUCCGGCAUGGGGCAAGUCUGUGCUUUCUGAAUUUGCAAAGUACUGCGCCUCAAAUGGAGUGAAAUUUCAGGACAUUUUCCACCACAUUGACUUGAAUGGUGACCAAGCACUUAGUAGACCUGAGAUCAAGCAUGCCCUGCACAGGGUUCUGCCAAGCCUUUCAGAUCAAGAAGUGAUUACGAUAUUUGAUGUAAUUGAUGAAGAUCACAGCGGAGCAGUCAGUGUGCAGGAGUUCUUGUCGGCAUUGGAAUCUGGCAGGUCUGCAAAAUUUACCAAAGAAGCCAUUGAAAGACACAGAAACCCGACGCACCGCAUGAAGCGGUUUCCUCCUGCAUGUCUCGAUGGCUGGGAGCAUUUGAAAGAUGUGCACACAGAACGCGGUACGAGAAAGUUGGGACUGGAAGAAGCUUUGUGGACAUGUGCGACCAGGCAACAGCGCAUGCAAAGUGAGAAAGCAAGGGAACAUCAUGAUCGUCAGAUGUUGGACUUGAAUUCGAUGAUUGCACGCUGGCAAGGAAACAUCUCAGUGCCUGGAGCGACUUUCGCAGACGUGCACCUUCAGCAAGUUGUGCUGAAGCAAGCAAUGUUGUUGAUCGAGAAUGUGGAGGCAGAGAAGAGUGGGCUGAGGCUAAUUCAGACUCCUCGAGCUUUGCGCAUGCACGGCGCUGAAGUGUUGAAUUCGAAGAUUGCCAGGGGUGGUGCCGACACUGCUCGCUUUUACAAGCAUGGAAAGUAUAUGCCUGAGCGCUGCCAAAGUCACCCAUCGGUACACGUCUUAGGGGGACAACAGGUCACCACAGGGUCGUCACAAGUUGCUCUAAGUUCUGCGUCUGAGAGGAAAAAACAAGCAGGACAAGCUCACAAGCUUCUCAAGAAGAGGAUUCUGUGGAGAAGGAGGUUUGUUCCUGCGAAGAAGAAGGGUUUCUGGCUCAAGGCCAAAGUUGCUUUGGGAUUUCAUCACGGAGGCAUUGGUGCCUCUUGUCCUGGAGCGUUGCAUGUUAUGCGGCACGCAGCAGUGCUCCCGUCUGGGACUGAGAGCGGGCUGGACGCCCGGCAAGGUUGGACAAUGUUGGGUGAUUGGACGACAUUGGACGACAUUGGACGACAUUGGACGAUGUUGACCCUGAACUGUUCGGAAACGUUCUUGAUGUUCGGAUUUGGGUUCGGAUUCGCAGAUCAUCGCUGCUAUGGCAACAGGUUUCUUUUUCUUGGAUCAGCGUUGGCAGAGUCGUGCACCCAGUGCGUGCAGACUGUGAGCUGUAGCUCAGAGAUGGGGGACCGGAAGCUGUCUGGCUAUCAUGACUCAAGUCAUCAUGUUUGUUCUGGCUUUGACGAGCAAUGGGGACUAUGCCCUGAAAUGGAGUCCUGCUCGCGCUGUGAGCGAGUAGACUGUGUCUUCGAAGAAUGGGGGCAGUGGUUUGAUGCUGGAGGAUGCACGCAGAUUGACUUCCGGCAGCGUGGUAUCGCAGUUUCCAACAACGAGUGCGGCCAACCCUGCGAGGGGAAGAAAAUGCAGUCCCGAUCAAGUCCUCACUCCAGGUGUAUCCUGAAUGAAGUGGAUUGCCAAUGGACUGCGUGGUCCUCCUGGACAGAUUGUGGGACACCCAAUGAUCAGUCCACACGUUCACGGUCAAUUUCCCAGAAAAAUACAGGACAAGGCAAGCCAUGCAUUGGAGACAUGAAGGAGACACGGCCAUGCAGUCCUGGUCCAACCCCAGAAGAUUGUCAACUCUCAGAAUGGCAUGAGUGGAGCGAGUGCAGUUCUCCUUGUGGUCCGGGCGAACAUUCUCGUUUUCGGAAAGUCGUUCAAGAGGCACUUCAUGAUGGCCGUCCCUGUGACGGUGUGAUCCACGAGACUGAAACUUGUGAAGUGAGGCCAUGUGACUCCAUGGACUGCCAACUCAGCGAGUGGUCGGAGUGGUCCUUCGUAAAUCCCACAGAGGAAGAUGCUCCUCAAACAGACCAGUGGUUCCGCAAGCGCACCGUUUUGGUUCCACCUGGUAUUGGCGGAAGUGACUGCCCUGGUGGCUUGAUCGAGACUAAGCCCAAGAUCAGGCCGGACCAGCCUUGCCUGCUGGGAGAAUGGGCUUUCUGGUCAGAAUGUGAUCGGACUUGUGGCGGUGGACAAAAGAUGAGGGAAAGAUCAGUGGAGCAGGCUCACGCACUCUCAGAUGACGAGGACGGCUGUGGCUCUGAAGUACAGACGAUGCUGGCACCUUGCGGCCUUGAUCCUUGCCACGAAGCCGGCACUUCUGAUUGCCAAACGUCUGAAUGGGAUGAGUGGUCUGAGUGCAGUUCGCGAUGUGGUACAGGCUCCAAAUCAAGGUCGCGAAGUAUCGUGUCCGAAGCGAUGUUCGGUGGACUUCCAUGUGAAGGUCCGCUGAAGGAGUUGGCCCGUUGUGAGGUAAGCGAAUGCAACAUCGUUCCGUGUCGCUGGGGUGACUGGUCUGGCUGGUCGGACUGCUCCUGCAAGUGUGGUGGUGGCACUAAGCGUCGCACAAGACAUGUGGUGGAAGCUCCCCGGAAUGGCGGCAAAGCAUGUGAGCCAGAGGACAAAGAAGAGGCGUUUCCUUGUAACACUGAGCCAUGUGGACAGGGUUGCAUCGAUGGGAAAUGGGGAGCCUGGGGCGAGUGGACAGACUGCUCUGCCUCAUGUGCCAGCAGCUACAGAUCUCGUAGCCGCAAUCUAGAAGUCCAGCCGAGCCCGUGCGGAAAAGCUGCAGCUGGUCAGCGGGAUGAGUUUCAAGUUUGCAGCGACCUUCCGCCAUGCAUCCCAGAUUCAGAUUGCAUCCUCCAUGAAUGGGGCGAGUGGUCACACUGCAGCUGCCAUUGCUUUGGCAUUCGCGAAAGGAACCGCUACAUCUCGCACUUUGCAACGGGUAAGGGCAAACCAUGUCCAGUCACAGCUUUGAAGGUGGUUGAGCCGUGCAAUCCUGGACCGGUGACGACCUACAAUCCAGAUGAGAAGUACGCCUUGCCCAUAAAGCUGCAGGAUCCUCCAUUGGAUUGUCAAGAGAAGCCGCCCGUCAAUUGCGAGCUUCAUCCGUGGAACGAAUGGACUCAAUGCUCAAGUGAGUGUGGUGGAGGGCAGAGAGAACGCAGCCGCACUGUUCGAACACCACCGAAGCAUGGCGGAAAGCCCUGUGAAUCAGACCUCACAGUUGUGGAGCCCUGCAACGAAGAGCCAUGCCACGAAAGGGUCUGCACAGACUGCCAGUGGGGUGCUUGGAGUGAAUGGGGUGGCUGCAGCAGGUGUGGAGGCCAGAAGUAUCGUCACCGGUCUAUCGUGCAGAUGGCCAAUAAUUGUGGCAAAGAGUGCGACGUGAAAGCUGCUAAGGAGACUACCAGCUGCACUAGCGAGUGCGCUGAGCCGCUAUACUGUGCUUGGACGGAGUGGUCUGGUUCCACUGCAUGUGCACAGUGCGGUCCUGCCACCACUAUGAUGAACAGGGCGUUGGGCUUCACAACCAACGAUCCUGGAACCGGGCAAUUUUUCUUCAAGGUGAUCGGUGAAUCAGAAUGUGCUGGCACACAGUUGAACGUUAGCUUGUGCCCAUCAGCAUCCUCCAGUUGCACGACUUGUGAGCCGAGAAACUGCGCAUUCAGCGCCUGGGGCGAGUGGCAUGAGCCAACGUGUGUUGGUCUUUGUGAGCGACAGCGAACCAUUGAGGUGACAAAUAAUGAGUGUGGUGAUCCAUGCACUGGGCCUUUGCUGAGCACAAAGAAGUGUUCCGUCGAGUGCGACAAGCCAAAAGACUGCGAGUUCAGUGCCUGGAGUGAAUGGAGCCAGUGUCCACCAUUCCAGUCGCAAUCCCAACGAAGCCGCUCGCGCACGAUUGUGCAGCAGCCUGAAAAUGAUGGCCUCGCAUGUGUUGGGGCAUUGGAAGAAACUAUUGCUUGUGAGUACAGCCACCUGAAAGUGGACUGUGUAUUGUCUUCAUGGGGUCAGUGGGGGCCCUGCAGUCGUACUUGUGGAGGAGCAGGAGGCUGGAAGGAGCGGUCACGUUCCAUCGUACGGCUAGCAGCAGGAGGCGGAGUACAAUGCAAAGGAGGUUUGAACGAAAUCGACAGCUGUCUGGAGGGGCCAGAGAUUUGUCCCGGGUAUGAGAAAGUAAAUUGCGAGUUCGGCCCAUGGGGCCCGUGGUCAGAUCCUGACGGCCACAACCAGAUGAAGCGGAUGAGAAAGAUUGUGCAGAUGUCUUUGCACGGCGGUAUUCCCUGCACUGGCCCUUUGGAGGAGAUUCAAAGCACACCGCCAGUCAAAACUGACUGUGUUGUUUCAGCGUGGACGGAAUGGGAAACCUGUGACCGCAGUUGUGGAGGCGGCCAAUCCUAUAGACAUCGACAGGUGCAAAACUUUCCACAAGCUGGUGGAGAACCAUGUCCAAAGGACCUCAAGGUUACCAGAAGCUGCAAUUCUCAGUCAUGUGAUGGUGAAGAUUGUUUGGUAUCAGAGUGGACUGAGUGGGGUUCAUGCUCUUCAAGCUGUGGACCCGGCCAGCACAGUCGGAGUCGUCACAUCAUUCGCUUGCGAAGCCUCCAUGGGCUUGGCUGUACCCUGGAGCUUGGGAUGACUCAACACUGUGAAGGAGAUAUGGAUUGCGGCAAGCUUGACUGCCUUUGGGGUGAUUGGAGUGAAUGGAGCGGAUGCACUUGCAGCUGUGAUGGCGGACAGCAGACGAGGACGCGUCACGUUGCCCAAGCUCCAGCAGGGGGAGGGUCGCCUUGCAAGGAGAGCGACAAGGAACAGAUUGCGCCUUGCAACACCCAAAAGUGCAGUUUGACAAACUGUCGGGAUGGAAAGUGGGGCGAUUGGAGUGAAUGGUCAGGCUGUUCUGUGUCAUGUGGUGGAGGGGUUACGUUUCGAAGGCGGAGGGUGGAAGUCAUGGCAAACCAUUGUGGCAGCGAGCCACUUGGUAAGAAUUCCGAAAUCCGCUACUGUCAUGUUGGAGUCCCUUGCUCCAGGCCCAUUGACUGCGAACUCUCUGAGUGGGAAUCAUGGAGCGCAUGUUCUGGGACUUGUGAUGGGCUUCGACACCGUGCCCGAGUGGUCAAAACCUAUGGGAGAGGAACUGGCGCCUGGUGCAAGGGUGGCCUGCGAGAAACAGCUCCCUGCAAUCCAUCAGAACAAGAAGCUGCACCAGAGGGCUGUGGUCCCGGGCCAGCCAAAGACUGCAUUUUUGGCGAGUGGGAGGCCUGGAAGGAGUGCAGUGUAACAUGCGGCGGUGGUGAGCACACGCGAAGUCGUAGCAUCACACAGCACGCCGAGAAUGGUGGAUUGGCGUGUGAGGGUCCUCUAAAGGAGAUCUCAGAGUGCGCCAGACAAAGUUGCGGCGGCCCAGAGCCGAAAGACUGCAUCUUCGCCGAGUGGCAGGAGUGGGGAGCAUGUGGCAAGUGCAGCGGACAGAGAAAAAGGUUUCGCAGUAUCGCUCAGUACCCCGAAGCGGGAGGAAAGGAGUGCGACCUCACGAACACCCAGGAGGCUGGACAAUGCCCACGAAAGUGCCAUGAAAAGCAGUACUGUGGCUGGGCUGAGUGGGAAGCCUGGGGGUCCUGCUCCUCCACCUGUGGUCAAGGCUACCGGCAAAGAAGAAGACAGUUGCUUUUGUCUUCCAACCCUGAUAGCAUUUUGGUUCCAGCGGAUAUGAUCCAAGAGUACGAUGACCUCGUGCAGCGGGCCCAGGAGUUGGAUGCACAACACUUCCGAGAACUCGCAGUGGCAUUUGCCGCUGGAGGCCUAUGUUUGAUGGGAGUCCUUGGUGCGGUUCAGGGCUGGCCCUUUGCACGACAGGGUGGAGCUGUUUUGGAUGGCGGGUCCUCCCGCACGUUUUCUAGAGUGGCGGGUUUUCCUCGAAACGAGAAUAUGGCAAAUGGUGACUAUUGCCGGUGA
This is a messenger RNA of Cladocopium goreaui, 6114 nucleotides long. The record is from the annotation of a GenBank genome assembly. NCBI's taxonomy places the organism in Eukaryota, Dinophyceae, Suessiales, Symbiodiniaceae.